Molecule: messenger RNA, 1323 nt
Organism: Nerophis ophidion (straightnose pipefish)
Lineage: Eukaryota; Metazoa; Chordata; Actinopteri; Syngnathiformes; Syngnathidae
Exons: 4
Coding region: 154-885 (243 amino acids)
Source: RefSeq, a predicted model, not a curated record
GCACACCUGACCUGGCACGCUCAUAAAAGAAAGAUAACAGGAAGAAUUGCUUUCAUGAGUGGCAUGACGCUGACGUCAUCGGGGAAUGUGGACGCCAUUGUGCGGGACAACUGGAGCGAGGAAACACUUUGGGAUACAUGAGACUUGCAGAAAAUGUUGUGUGCUCUGUGCACUUGUUGUCUUUCUCAGGAAGACGAGAGGCAGCCUCUCCUGCAGACCAGCACACCUCAGCCAGAUGGAGCCCAAUCUGCCAGGAAAACAAGAGCCAAGACCUCUGAGCCACAAGCCACCAAGCAGACCGGCAGACUGCUGAUGAGGCGGGUCUGCGUGCAAGACCUGGAUCUGAGGUUUUCUGAUCUGGCCGAGACCUUCAACGAGCUGCAAGGACGCUACCAGUCCAUGAUUGGACACAUCGGAAACCUGCAGAGGAAUUGCGGCUGCGCUUUGAAGGACGUGAACAUCUCUCACUGCGUGGAGAAGAUAUGUGAAGAACACAGGGACACAUGCACCGUCUCCUUGACGAUGAAGGGCUAUGACUUCUUCCUGUCCGCGGCGCCCCGAGAGGGAAAUAACAAGCUGGCCGUGCCUCAAGCUGUGCAAUCAGCUCAAGAGGAGGUGAGGUGUCUCUCUGAGAACACCAAGGCCGCCGUGUCCAAGGGGACCACUCUUCAGGAGCUGAUUGGCUGGCUGCUCCGUGGCCAGGUGCAGAUGGCCGAGCAGGUGAAGAAGGUGGCGGGGACUUACCAGGAGCGAGGGAGACUAAUGGACAACCUGGAGGAGAACAUGAGGGAAGUGAGUAGGGCGAAGGAGCUGUCCUUGAAAUACAGAAGUGAUGCUGGAGAGAUUCUCACCCAAGCAGCUCACCUUGCAGGUGCUCCAUUAUAACUCAUUUAUUGACUUUAUACACCUCAAAACACUGAUUUGUAGGAUGCAUCGUGUUUUUUAGAGAAAUACUUUCGAAAUCAAGUAGUAAUACGAUACAUUUAAUUCUUGAUCAUGUUCCUGUUGUUUUUGCACUUUUUUGAGUCAACACUAGAGGGCAGUAGACCUCCGUUGACGAUAGAGUCAAGUAAAGUGUAUAGACUGUCAUAAUAAGGCUUACCUUCCGUUCAUUAUAUUUCAAUUCUUAAACGCAAACCAAAAAACUAAAUUAGGGCUGUUGUUAAAUUGUUUUCAUUGUAUAUGGCAGAUCAAAUCAAUCAAUCAAUCGAUCAAUGUUCAUUUAUAUAGCCCUAAAUCACUAGUGUCUUAAAGGGCUCCACAAACCCCAAACCCACAAAAUAAAAAUGUUAAUUUUCAUUAAAAUAUAGACAUACAAUUUGA